GUCCGAGCCUCCGAGAACCUGGGUCUCGGGUCUGGCGCAGAGAGUUCUUCAGCUUGGCGGGGAGGAUUUGGUUAAAGCAGCACAUAUGGCAUACCAAAUCCAAGUCAAGCAGCUCUUGGCAGAUCCCAAGAAUGCGGACCAAGAUGGUGACUACUUCGAGGCAUGGCUAAGAGAAUGCCAUCCUCACAUUUACGAGGAUAUAGACACGAGCGAUCCUGCCGAGCUGGUGAAGAAAAGUUGGGUCGCCAGCGAAAGCAAACCGCAGCGCAAGCACAAGUUGAGUGAGAUCUGUAUCCCAAAUGUCCAUGAUGCCUUCAAGGAGUUGAUGAACUUUGAUCCCGACUCACGAAUCAUUACCAAAAGAGAGCGGGUCAUCGCUAAAAUCCUGGUUGAUGUUUACAUGCUUUGCAUCGUGGAUGUAGCUCUUGCCUUGUUGACGGCAGAGGCAAUCCUGCGAACUCCUUCCUCCCGAGUGGUGGUCGUCGUCUAUGCGGGUGCAGAUCACAUACGAAAGCAGGCGAAAUUCUGGAAGGCGCAUGGUUUGAGCUCGAAAGAUUUACCCGAAGAAGGUCUGGUUGGUCAAGAGGAUUAUGAGGAAUUUGAACCACAUAUCCUUGAGAUGCCUGAUGGCCUGCGAGAGUUUUCAAAGCUCUUUCCAGUCCCUUGA
Molecule: messenger RNA, 667 nt
Organism: Durusdinium trenchii
Lineage: Eukaryota; Dinophyceae; Suessiales; Symbiodiniaceae
Source: the annotation of a GenBank genome assembly